This is a messenger RNA of Chelmon rostratus (copperband butterflyfish), 2062 nucleotides long. It is a transcript of the gene smndc1, whose product is annotated as survival motor neuron domain containing 1. Bases 136 to 852 code for a protein of 238 amino acids. Gene Ontology annotation, cellular component: cytoplasm; nucleus; precatalytic spliceosome. Gene Ontology annotation, molecular function: RNA binding. NCBI's taxonomy places the organism in Eukaryota, Metazoa, Chordata, Actinopteri, Chaetodontiformes, Chaetodontidae. The record is from RefSeq and is a predicted model, not a curated record. The transcript has 6 exons. Gene Ontology annotation, biological process: mRNA processing; regulation of alternative mRNA splicing, via spliceosome.
GACAGGUUUCCGGUUGGCUAUUUGUGUACGGGUGUAAGGAACGCGUACUGUUCUUUUAAGCAGGCGUUUUAACAAACUGUCGAGUUUAGAUUUGAAUGAUUACGGUAUUCAUCGAUCAACAACAUUUAUACUGAGAUGUCGGACGACUUGAUGAAACAGUUAAGCAGCUACAAAGCCCAGCUACAGCAAGUAGAAGUUGCCUUAUCUACCGACCCAGAUAAUGAAGACCUCCUUAAACUCCAGAAAGACUUACAGGAAGUCAUUGAUUUGACAAAAGACCUCCUGACCUCACAGCCCACUGAAAGUGCUUCCACAACCAAUGGCUUAGACACAGUCCCCCUGAAGCUCGGCUGGAAAGUGGGGGACAGGUGUAUGGCCGCGUGGAGUCAGGACGGCCAGGUGUAUGAGGCUGAGAUUGAGGAGAUAGACCGAGAGAACAGCACUGCAGCAGUUACCUUCUCUGGAUACGGGAAUGCGGAAGUGAUUCCUCUGCAGAACCUCAAAGCAGUAGAGGAGGGGAAACGUUCUGAUGAGGAUGGGAGUGGAAGACCAAAAUCAAGGAAAGAGCAGAUAGCAGAGCAGAGAGAGUAUAAGAAGAAGAAAGCCCAGAAGAAGGUACAGAGGAUGAAGGAAUUGGAGCAGGAGAGGGAGGAGCAAAAGUCAAAGUGGCAACAGUUCAACAACAAAGCCUACUCAAAGAACAAGAAAGGACAGGUAAAGAGGAGCAUAUUUGCAUCUCCAGAAAGCGUAAAUGGAAAGGUGGGAGUAGGAACAUGUGGUAUUGCAGACAAACCUAUGACCCAGUAUCAUGACACGUCAAAAUACAAUGUCAGACAUCUAAUGCCACAAUGACCUGAUAUACUGUGUAUAAUAAUCCACUGUAUACUAGCUGUAUCGGUGCUUUCCAUUGUGUUUAUACAUGAUUUAAGUUUCUCAAGUAAAGAAAGCUUUGAAAGGAAUUGCUUGCACACCAUUGUUUGAAAUAUUGAUGUAGUUUUCUUAUAUAUUAUGUAGGUACAACAACAAAAAAUCCAAAUGGAGGGGGUUUCCCCUGCACUAGAACAAGGUCACCUGUUAUGUAAGAACAGGAAGUGGUGUCGUAGAAAAGCCGUAGAGUUUGCGUCCAGAUUCCACUGAGGCCAAAUACCCGUUGAGAUGUGGACAAAUAUACACUUGUAGACACGGUGUGUAAAUUUGAAUCUGGAUUCUAAACACUGAUCCCUUAAUAAUGGUGUUGAUUUGAGAUGGCUGAAUUUACAUUUUAAUUUCUGUAAAUAUAUAACAAAUAAACAUGGUUUUCUUUUCAGUUUUUUAAAUAUUUGGUUCCACGUCAUUUUGACUGUUUUUACAUUAUAUUUUCAUUGUGGCUCUGUCAGGUCCUGUAGGUGGCAGUAAAGAUUUGUACAGUUAAUGAAUCCAUUUAAUGAGCAUGAUGUGUUGAUACAACCUGUUUUCUCAUUAAAGUUAUAUGAGGGGUUUUUUUUGACAUGUUCGACUUUGUUAAUUUAGUAUCUUCAAUGCACAGUGUUAUCAACAAGCUGAUACUUGAAACACAAUUCUGACUGGCAACAACUACAGUCCAUCUGCUUAGUACAGUUUUUUUUUUUUUUUAAAGAGACAACAUUGGUUAAUGUCUGGGUGGAAGAGGUUUAUUAAGAUUCCAGGGACAGUUAUCAGGAACUGUUACAAAGUAUUAGCAGGGGACCAGCAGCACAUGUUUUGCAAAAAAGUCACCUUGGAUGGCUGAUUAAGCACGAGAGAAAACAUUCUGGGGUGUGCUUUGACGUACUUCCUUAACAAAAGUCUUUUUCAUAGUGCAUUUUAUAGUUUCCCAAACAGGUUGGGGGGGAAAAAAGACCUGUAACAAGGAACUUUGUGCAAGAGUCAUAUACCCAUGUUAAGACACAAUUUGGUGGUGAUCUACGUAGGACUUGGACCAGUAAAAUGCAGAUAAAUGUCUUAUUGAAAUGUCUUUUUUGGUUUCAUGGAUUCCAACAGGUCAGCAGUGCAAUUCUGUGUCAAAUAUACAUUAAAUUAUUAAUGUGAACUCUCCAAAUUUCAA